This is a messenger RNA of Theobroma umbraticum, 1434 nucleotides long. Its product is annotated as mitotic phosphoprotein N' end (MPPN) family protein. Gene Ontology annotation, biological process: nuclear pore organization; NLS-bearing protein import into nucleus. Gene Ontology annotation, cellular component: nuclear pore central transport channel; nuclear pore nuclear basket; nuclear membrane. The record is from RefSeq and is a predicted model, not a curated record. Gene Ontology annotation, molecular function: phospholipid binding; nucleic acid binding; structural constituent of nuclear pore. NCBI's taxonomy places the organism in Eukaryota, Viridiplantae, Streptophyta, Magnoliopsida, Malvales, Malvaceae.
CAAAACACAACAUUUGAAAUUUGGAUCCAGGGUUUAGGGUUCCAAAUUUAAGCGGACAUUUUCCUUUACCGUUCUUGAGAAGAGCUUCGUUCUUCAGCUUUUCAAUUUGGAGGGAAAAUCCCAACUGAGCUCAACUCAAAGGACUCUUUAUUCAGUGCUCAUCUUUGGAAAGAAAUGAGCACCACGGUUCAUAGAACUCCCAAAUCAGGGAGACAAUCAUUGUUUUUCCAAGACUUGGCAUCACCAGUCUCUGCCCGGAGAGGGAAAUUUUCUAGUCCAGGUCAAGCAGCGGCUGUAUCAGCUUUAUGGCAUGAGAAUUUUGGAGGUUCAGAUCUUCCGCCUCCUCCUAUGUUCACCCUGGAGGAUCGUUCAGAUUUUUCUCCUAAAUCUGGGAUCCUGGAUUAUCCUAUGUCUCCUGAAAUCAAGUCAGACCCAAGAACUCCAGUCCGAACAUCUGGACGUGACUUCUCAACUCCAGCGAAGAGCAAGUCAGAGGCUAGCACUUCUUUUUCUGUACUAAGUGGCCAGCAGAAUCAGCAGAGCCCAACGAGUUUGAGUUGGUGGUCAUCCACAAAGGCAAGUGGCAGUGAGCAGGAUGACAAGGGAAAGGGUUCUCCUGUUGAGGGUGUGGUUCAGCCUGGUGCUUUGAUCACACUUCCACCUCCAAGGGAAGUUGCUAGGCCAGAAAUACAAAGGAAUUCCAUACCUGCAGGAAAUUUGGAUGAGGAAGAAUGGGUUACUGUUUAUGGAUUUUCACCUGCUGAUACAAAUUUAGUUUUGCGAGAGUUUGAAAAGUGUGGUGUGAUAUUGAAACAUGUUCCUGGUCCAAGGGAUGCUAACUGGAUGCACAUUCUAUAUCAGAAUCGAUCUGAUGCUCAGAGGGCUCUCGGCAAGAAUGGAAUGCAAAUUAAUGGAGUACUGAUUGUUGGUGUGAAGCCAGUGGAUCCAAUGCAACGCCAGGCUUUAGAUGAAAGAUUGAAUAAUCAGGGAUUCAUGACUUUACCCCCGGCAUCAAGUAGAUCAUCAGAGCUGAACAAUUUCCGACCAUCUCGCCCUUACUAUCUUCAAAAUGGCAAUACCAAUGCACGACAGUCAGGAGGUGCUAUUGCAAACCCUACAAAAUCACUAGGGUUGAAAGUCAUGGAGUUCUUGUUUGGAUAUUAGGUACAGCUGUUUCAGUCACCCCCCUGCCCUUGUGCUAUUUCAUUAUACGUGUGACAGUGUUCGUUCCAGAUAUUCAUACAGAGGAUGGAGUGUUCCAGUCUACUGAGGGUUUCAGUAUAUCAUCGGCUUAAAUCAGCAAUUUCCCUUGCAGUGGGAAGUGUUGCAUUUUUAUUUGUAAUUGCAAUUGUAUAAGACUGCAGAGUUUGAACUAAAAAUGUCAUAAAUUCUUUUCUGUGGGAUUAACAAGUAUGCCAGCCACCAUUCAUAGUG